Messenger RNA from Cherax quadricarinatus, 2642 nucleotides. RefSeq names its product TAF5-like RNA polymerase II p300/CBP-associated factor-associated factor 65 kDa subunit 5L. Gene Ontology annotation, cellular component: transcription factor TFIID complex. The record is from RefSeq and is a predicted model, not a curated record. Gene Ontology annotation, molecular function: RNA polymerase II general transcription initiation factor activity; protein binding. Gene Ontology annotation, biological process: transcription initiation at RNA polymerase II promoter. NCBI's taxonomy places the organism in Eukaryota, Metazoa, Arthropoda, Malacostraca, Decapoda, Parastacidae.
UAUUCACCGUGUGUGUGGUUGUAGUAGUAGUGAGGUAGGGUUGGCAGGCGUGUGUUUGGUAAACAUGUCUGCUGGCCAUCAGCUGCAGUCUUCCACUAUGACGUCCAGCAUGCACUAAAAGAUGCACUAAAAGAUGAAGAAGGUCAAGACAGAGAAAAUAAUGGCUAAUGUCAACGAGUAUUUAAAGAGAAGAAACUUGGAGCAGAGCCAGCCAUCAGGGGGGACAAUUUCAGAGCAGCAAGCUGGAGUGUUAGGUCUUGUAUCUCCUUCUACACCUAACAGCUUCACCUUCUCCACUACCUCUACUCACCAUUCCCAUAUUGAUCAUCAGUACGUCAGGCUUAAGUCAUGGAUGAUGGAGGCAAGUGAACCCUGUCGAUCAGAGUUGUCACAAGUGCUGUUUCCUCUAUUCAUUCAUCUUUACCUGGAGCUGGUGGCUGGCACAGGGCGGCAAGCAGCUAAGAAGUUUUUUGUAAAGCACUACCAGGUAUUCCUGGUGAAUCGGGACUAUGAAAAUACUCUAUCACAGGUGCUAAAUGCAGCUAACAUCAAUGCAUCUGGUGAUAUGAACUCCUCUCCUAUCAUUCAGAAUCUCAAAAGUGGUAAAUACCUGGUGCGUUUGAGUGAACUGACUCUGAAUUACUUCUUGCGAUACCUCAAAGCUACAGAAAACCCAAUUUUAUUGCAAAUUUUCAAUACCUAUAUAGAAGUGGAAGUGGAUGACUCUGGUGCUGGCAGUUCAGGGGCAGUUUUCCGCAGCCCAGAAUUAAAUUCUGCUUUAUCAAAUGCUUUGGUAAAUGGUCACACACCAGAGUCUAUGUCCUCAGAUUCAGCAAUAGCUACAGCAGAUGGGUUGGACUGUACUCAGGAGGAGCUACAAAAAGUGAAAGAUGUGAUGGCUCGUAUAAGAUUAGCUCACCCUGCCCCUCCAUCACUGUGUGUAUACACUGUUUCUAAUGCCUAUAAUGGCUUGAGUUGUGCGAGUGUUAAUGCAGAAGGCAAAUUGUUGUCAUGUGGAUUUGAAGAUAGUGUUAUUAAAUUGUGGAAGUUAACUCCUCCGGUACAUAAUGUAGGGUUUAGAAAAGCUACCACGGUAGUAGGGCCCAGAGGUGGAAUAUCUCACACCCUUUUAGCAUGUGACAAUUCACGUAUUGAGGAUGAUGGCGAUGGUAGGGAAGAGGAAGAAGAGGAAAUGAUGGCAGAUUCAAGAAAUGGUGGAAGAAGAAGAAACCGUGGAGGUGAGCUCUUUGCUCUAAGAGGACAUCGUGGACCAGUUCUUGACACUGCUUAUACCCAUGAUUCAACUCAUCUUCUGUCUGUCAGUGAAGACACAACUAUGCGCCUUUGGAAUUUGGAAAGUGGUCAGGCAGUUGCUCUUUACAGAGGACACAACUAUCCUGUGUGGUGUGUGGCAGUUGCUCCACUUACCAUGUAUGUAGCUACUGGUUCGUACGAUAGUACAGUAAAAAUAUGGGCCACGGACUGCACAUAUCCGUUACGCACCAUGGCAGGUCACACUCAAGCAGUGGAUUGUGUAGCUUUUCACCCUAAUGGUACAUAUGUGGCUAGUGGAUCUUGUGAUCGAACAGUUAGGCUAUGGCAGAUAACAGAUGGGGAUGCAGCACGAAUUCUUCUCCAUCAUAAAUCUGCCAUCAGUGCUGUAGCAUUUGCCCCAAAUGGAAAGUACCUAGCUUCAGGAAGUGAUGAUGGUGCUGUUGUAGUGUGGGAUCUUGCUGGUGGGCGGGUGAUGGCCGAACUGAGUACUGGAAACCAGGCUGGCAAUGGGAAUACAGAAAUUUCACCACAUGUAGACUCCAUAGUAGGCCUGUGCUGGUCUGCUGACUCUGCUCUCUUAGUCUCUGCCUCCAGUGAUGGCUGUGUGCGCACCAGCCAUCUUGGACAAACACAUGCAGGUGAUGGAGGGCCUGGAUGGGAGCUAAAUGAAGUGUGCCAGGUUCAGUGUAGUGGAAGUACAAAUGGAGGAAUGGGUAGUAAUGGAGGAGGGGGACAACUACUACAUACUUCCCUUACUGCCCAUAACUACCUCACUGCUGUUACUACUGUUGAUGUUGAGAGAUAAGAUCUGAUCUUGGGUACAUUUGUUACAUCAUUGCUGAGGCUCUACUUACUGUGGAUUAUCAUCAUUUUGAAUGGUGCUGCAGAACCAUAAUACAAAUUUCAUUUCCUCAUAGUUUGUUGGUUUUGAUUGUGCAUUAGUGUUUAUAGUCUCUUGUCAGAAUGCAUUUGCAGUUAAUAUUAGCAGUUGUUGAAGUAGUUUCUGUAAGUAAAUUUCAUAGCAAGUUUGUAUAUUCUACCUGUAGAAGAAAUUGUUAUAAAUUCUUAACAUAGUUACUUUUAUGUUUUACAUAGCUCAUAAUAAAUAUUUGACCCUAUUUUUUCCAAUCAUAUGUCAUUCAAGCAUUGAUCUUCCCAUAUUGUCAUUUACUAGUUGACCUUAUCAGCUUCAGCCUGUAUGAAAGUUAAUUGCUUAAUUCUAUCAUUCCUCAUUUAAUUUUAGUUGAUGUGAAAUCUUUUGUUCAGAUUUUGCAGAACCCACAGCAGCAAUGUAACAAUCUGUAAACUGUACAAAUUUUACUGGUCCAAUAUAUACUGUGUAUUUUCCUACAGUCAACAAUAUGAAA